CAAAAAUUUGAUUUUUUACCUGUUUAAAGACGAAAUUCUGUAUGGUGCUUUUUUCUAUAAAAAGUUUGAACAUUUAUUAAAGAAUUGAGAUUUACAGUACAAGGUUUUGUCCGAAGAACAGCAAUCCAAAGAAAUUUGAUUUGCUAGCGUUUGAACGAACCCAGAACCAAACAGUUGAUCGCAUACAAAAAGUUAGAAAUUUGGCGUUUUAAUUGCCAAUAUUUUCUUAUUCGAUUCAUCUUUUAAUUAUUUAAAAUGGUAACUCCAGCACAAAGGAAAAAGCAGCGUUCCAACCAACCUCGAUUGACGAGAAAGAACCACAACAAGAAAGCAAAAGCAAAAAUCUAUGGUAAUUCUAUUGUUCGUGAAAAUUGGGAUAUGCAUGCCACAUUGACUCAGAAUUACGAACGAAUGGGUCUUGUAGUCACUCCCAAUUAUGUUACCGGUGGUAAAGAAAAAAUCAACCCAGAUCGCAAACCCGAAGAGAAUGAAAACAAGGCCGAACCUACCCAAGAGGAGUUAGAAGAAAUUCGUAGGAAUUUGGGUCCUGGGCAAGCUAUUGUUCGAAGAGAUGAUGAAGGAAAUAUCAUUGAGAUUAUUCAUGGUAAAGAGCGUACCUUUGAUGACGUUCUAGAUGAAGACGUGAAAAGUGUCCCAGCCAAGACUGAAGUUACAAGGAAAUUGGAGGAAGAAGCCUUGAGGAAAGAUAAGCCUCGUAAGAAACUUCCUUUAAGUGCCUUUGAAUUGUCUUACAUGACUAGACUGCUAAAGAAGUAUGGCACUGAAGAUUUCGAGAGUAUGGCAAAAGACAUGAAAUUGAACCCCAAACUCAUAAGCUCUGCCAAGCUUAAGCAAAUGUACAGCCGUAUGCAGGUAUAGAUUUAUGUACUUUUACAUCUCAUUCAUACAUGGAUAUAAUACAAUAUUGGGUUAGUUAGGUUUUGGAUAAAAAAAUACAAAUAACAAUUCAUUUUUCAUAUCUCAUUG
This is a messenger RNA of Schizosaccharomyces octosporus yFS286, 987 nucleotides long. RefSeq names its product ribosome biogenesis protein Nop16. Gene Ontology annotation, biological process: ribosomal large subunit biogenesis. Lineage: Eukaryota; Fungi; Ascomycota; Schizosaccharomycetes; Schizosaccharomycetales; Schizosaccharomycetaceae. The record is from RefSeq and is a predicted model, not a curated record. Bases 256 to 879 code for a protein of 207 amino acids. Gene Ontology annotation, cellular component: nucleolus. The transcript has 2 exons.